CCUUGCCCGCUUUUGUGUGUCCCGUGGUGGUGCAAGAGGGACGCGUUGGGGGGCCUCUGCCGGUGCUCCAGUGUCUCAACACUCAGUGUUGUUGUUUCAUUGUAAUAAUUCACAAGACAAACCGCUAAUGUCGACUCUGAAGCAGCAGCAGCAGAAGGAGGAGCGCGGCGGGGUCGAGGUUGCGGUGGCGAGCAACGAGGCGGUCGAGGCGGGCGGCGCCUCCGAGCGCACCCCGCGCAAGAAGGAGCGCGUCUCGCCCGGCGCCGAGGCCGAGGCCGACGGUGGCGGCGGCGGCGGUGGUGGUGGUGGCACGGCCGAGACCCCCGAGGGUCGCAGGACGAGCCGCAGGAAGAGGGCCAAGGUGGAGUACCGCGAAAUGGACGAGAGUCUGGCCAACCUCUCGGAGGACGAGUACUACUCUGAGGAAGAGCGCAAGGCCGAGAAGGAGCGGAGGCAGAUUACUGUGCCCCCUCCGCCACCUCCCCCGCCCCCCGAGGAGGAGGAAGACAGCGACAUCGAUGAGCCGUCCGUGGAGAACAUGGGGCAGAGGGGACAAAGUCUGUGGGGCCUGGAAGGGGCAGCGUUCCAGAGCCGCCUGCCGCACGACCGCAUGACCUCGCAAGAGGCUGCCUGCUUCCCCGACAUCGUCAACGGCAAUCCGCAGACACAGAAGGCCUUCCUGUACAUCCGCAAUCGCACGCUGCAACUUUGGCUCGACCAGCCCAAGACACAGCUCACAUUUGAGCAGAUGUUGCAACAGCUGGAGUCUCCUUACAACAGCGACGCACAGCUCGUGCAUCGCGUGUUCAACUACUUGGAGCGGCACGGGCUCAUUAACUUCGGGAUAUUCAAGCGCGUCAAGCCCCUGCCAGUAAAGAAAGUGGGAAAGGUGAUGGUGAUCGGAGCAGGGGUUUCGGGGCUCGCUGCCGCGCGGCAACUGCAAAGCUUUGGCAUGGAUGUCACCAUUCUGGAGGCCAGGGACCGAGUGGGAGGCCGUGUGGCCACGUUUCGGAAGGGAAACUACGUGGCUGAUCUUGGCGCGAUGGUGGUAACUGGCCUGGGUGGAAACCCAAUGGCUGUCGUCAGCAAGCAGGUCAAUAUGGAGUUGGCAAAGAUUAAGCAGAAGUGCCCCUUGUAUGAAACGAACGGCCAGUCGGGAGAAAGAUGCACUAACGUGCCUAAGGAGAAGGACGAGAUGGUGGAGCGGGAGUUCAACCGCCUGCUCGAGGCGACAUCCUACCUGAGCCACCACCUCGACUUCAACUUCCUCAACGGAAAGCCCGUCUCCCUCGGCCAGGCCCUGGAGCUCGUGAUACAGCUACAAGAGAAGCACGUGAAAGACGAGCAGAUUGAGCACUGGAAGAAGAUCGUCAAGAGCCAAGAGGAGCUCAAGGACUUCCUGAACAAGAUGGUGACCUUGAAGGAGCGCAUUAAGGAGCUGCACCAGCAGCAGAAGGAGGCCUCUGAGGUGAAGCCCCCGCGAGACGUCACCGCCGAGUUCCUCGUCAAGAGCAAGCUACGCGACCUCAACGCCGCCUGCAGGGAAUAUGACGAGUUGGCCGAGUCGCAAAUCAAGUUGGAAGAGAAGCUGCAGGAGUUGGAGGCAAACCCACCAAGUUUGUGUCUCCGCAGCGACGUGUACUUGUCUUCACGGGACCGUCAGAUUCUGGACUGGCACUUCGCUAACUUGGAAUUUGCGAAUGCGACCCCACUGUCUACGCUGUCUCUGAAGCACUGGGACCAGGACGAUGAUUUUGAGUUCUCUGGGAGCCACCUGACGGUGCGGAAUGGCUACUCGUGCGUCCCGGUGGCGCUGGCCGAGGGACUUGACAUCAAACUGAACACCGCCGUGCGCCAAGUCAAGUACACCCCGGCCGGCUGCGAGGUGCUGACUCAGCACACGCGCUCCAGCUCGCAGAGCCUCAUUUACAAGUGCGACGCCGUGCUGUGCACUCUGCCGCUCGGAGUGUUGAAGCAGCAGCCCCCGGCCGUGCAGUUCUUCCCCCCUCUGCCCGAGUGGAAAACCACCGCCAUCCAACGCAUGGGCUUCGGCAACCUCAACAAGGUGGUGCUGUGUUUUGACCGCGUGUUCUGGGACCUGAACGUCAACUUGUUUGGCCACGUGGGAAGCACGACAGCCAGCCGGGGAGAGCUGUUCCUCUUCUGGAACCUUUACAAAGCGCCCAUCCUGUUGGCGCUGGUGGCCGGGGAAGCCGCUGGCAUCAUGGAGAACGUGAGCGACGACGUAAUCGUGGCUCGGGCGAUGGCUGUGCUCAAAGGAAUCUUCGGCAGCAGCGCCGUACCGCAGCCGAAGGAGACUGUGGUGACGCGGUGGCGUGCGGACCCAUGGGCACGCGGCUCCUACUCCUACGUGGCUGCCGGGUCCAACGGAAAUGACUACGACCUCAUGGCGCAACCCAUCGCCCCGCCGCCCUCCCUGCCCGGCAGUCCACAGCCGAUACACCGGCUCUUCUUUGCUGGGGAGCACACGAUCAGGAACUACCCGGCCACGGUGCACGGAGCACUGCUCAGCGGCCUGCGGGAGGCCGGUCGCAUCGCCGACCAGUUCCUGGGCGCCCCUUACACUCCUCCGCGCACGCCAACCACGCAGUGACGCCCCGCCAGCGCGCACCACCACGUGUUACUUGGCCCUCGCUCGCUCGGGAAAACCGGGUCCCUAUCGGCGCGACACACCGCUGACGGAUUCGAGAACAUGCUGGCACGUGCCACGGUUGGCAAGGGUUGAGACUCAGGUUGACGCUUAGGUUAGACAAGGAGGGCAACGGGGGAGAGGGAACAGCUGUGCUGCCUCGCGGCUUUCACCGUGCACGCUCUAAAGAGAAAAUAGAUGAUGGAAUUGUUUCGUUUUUACUACUGGGAUGGUGUGGUGUUAAAGCUGCUUGUACUGCCUGCAUUGUGACCCCACUCGCCCCUGCCACUUAUGAGAACAUGUGCGAAUGCAAAUUGACCCCCCCCCCCCCAAAUGCCCCCGAAAAAUAAUGUUCUUGCCAUUGCAUUGUAACGUGUGGAAUGCACAAUGAAAAUUACAUGAAUAAGAAAAGUGAAUUAUUAAUGUAUAUUAGGUUUCUUUGCUAAGUCAAAUGAAAUAUGCCUCACUUACAAAUGUCGGGCAACCAAACACUUGGUGAACCUGCAAGGUCAAAGCAAAAUAUAAUUUCACAUUUCAUAUGAUUGUGCAUCCAUGGUGUAUGCGAUGCUGAGCAAAAUUAUUUUUGACCUUUAACUUGUAUGUGUGUCUGUCUUGUCCAGGAAGAGCAAUGUGUUUUUUUUUACCUUUUGUAUGUCAAAACUUUGAGGCGGUAGAAAGCGUUGGCCAGAUGCAGUGGCGUCCUCCGGCCGUGUUUGGCCACGAUCUUGGGAGACUUUUGUGGAGGUGCAGUGAAUUGCCAUCCAAAGUAACAUUUUCGUAAGGUUCAACACACACACGGACGGACCUCAAAAACCCAUGAUUUGGUCCAUAGCUGUCUUUACUGGGCAGGAGAACCACGACAUGUAAACAUUACAUAUGCCUUAUCGUAUAACAUUUACAUACAGACGGUCACGUAUGAAUGUAACGCCGCAGAUUUGGGUCAACGAUAUCCCGGUUUGAUAGCAAGGUAAAGCACAGGUGUUUGAAACGAAGACCCAAGUCGGUGGGGAAGCAGUAAAAGUUUCAAUGAGUUUAGCAAACCAACAAAUAUCGGCUGCUUCUAUACACAGAGGCAAAGAUACCGAGCAAACGCCACAUGUUCAAGACAAUUAAAUUAACAUUUACUGUUGUACGAAAUUCUGAGUGGACGUAAAUAAUUGCAUUACUUGAGACCCUUGCUCUUGAUCGCAAAAGAAUUCUAAUAAACCGCUCCAAGAUAAAAGCCCAUUAUUUUUUUAAAGUUUCACCUUUUCAUCAGUUAACUGGCAAAUCCCAUGUUUUUACAAUAAAAAACAGUCCUCAUUUGAUUUGGUGAAUAAGAAAACGCCUUUUGUUUAGUGAAUUAUAAUUGGCCCUUUACCACACGACGCAUGAUUUUAUUUUCGUCGCGAUUAAGUGAGGGCAAAGUUGUAGAAAUUAUUCUGUGUUGCCUCGGAUGUGCAAAGCUGUUUGACAAAAUUUGAAUCGAUGGCCCGACACCCCGUCUCAGUUGCAGCUGCGUCUGGUACACUUUCAUUUCAAUAUUGAUGACAGUCUGGGGUUUUCUUGCCUUGAUACAAAACAUCACACUUGGCUUUGCACCAUCGACCAUUAUUCUUUAACCAGCACACCCCUUAAAGCAUUCAAUGUAUAUAUUUUUUUUGAUAUUGAGAGCUAACUUUUUUCAUUCAUUUUCAAUUAUCGGAGCUGGAAUUUUCUGUUUCAAGUUAGAACAACCAUUUUUGGCACCGACUUGUGGCAGAAUUGUUGUAUAUAUUUUAUAAAAUGUUAAAAGAAUAAAAAAAUGAAAUGGAAA
Messenger RNA from Lethenteron reissneri (Far Eastern brook lamprey), 4445 nucleotides. It is a transcript of the gene KDM1A, whose product is annotated as lysine demethylase 1A. Gene Ontology annotation, biological process: regulation of DNA-templated transcription; chromatin remodeling. The record is from RefSeq and is a predicted model, not a curated record. Gene Ontology annotation, molecular function: transcription factor binding; chromatin binding; flavin adenine dinucleotide binding. Gene Ontology annotation, cellular component: nucleus. NCBI's taxonomy places the organism in Eukaryota, Metazoa, Chordata, Hyperoartia, Petromyzontiformes, Petromyzontidae.